AUGGAUAUUAUAUGGAUAAUGUUUACUGCAUAAGUGCUGUGUGCCAUGUUCACAAUGAUCAAAACCAAAUUUAGUUGAAAUAACACAUUUUGCAUGGAGAAAAUACUAUACUUUGGAAGAUGAGAACAACAUAUGCAGCAAACUAAGUGACCAAUAUUAAAAUGGGGACUUUGCAUUUGAGCACCAAGUUUGGAAACUUUCUAGUACUUAUACUGAACGUACUUUGUUGACUAUUAUGAAACGUCAUACAAUUGGAUGAUGGAAGUCGGCGGGAUUCGAGUCCAGAGGCGGAUUUCGGUACGAAAAAGAAGUCUACCUGCGGGUCGUAGCCUCCUAACCCCAGUAAAGAAGAAGACAAAUAGAGAGGACGAGGAUAUGAAUAUCACAUGCGCAUCCAGGACUAUGGUCCAGGCCUGUGGUCCGGAGGAAGAGCACCCUGGGCUGCCACCACAACCAGAGGAUAGCGUCAGCGAUGAUGACCUUUUUGGGGAAUAUGACAGCUUUGCUGAGGAAGCAUCAUUGUUAGCUGAGGUGGAUAACUUGGAGAAGCAAUGGAAGCAGGAUUCUGCAGCAGACAGUCCCCAUGGAAAUCCACAGCAAGAAGCUGAAGACCAUAGUUCAUGUAUGACAAAAAAACAAGAUACCCUAUCAUCCGGUGCCGUGCAAGUUCUGCCACACCAGUCUAAUCAAGCGUGUAUGGCAAAUGCCACAAAUAAGACUGGAAACGUGAGUGAAGAUUCUGUAGAUGACUUUCCAUGUUCACAGUUACCUUCUGAAGAGAUAUAUCAACUCACAGAUGUUGCAGCAAAUGAGGAUUCCUCAUAUCCUAGCGAUCCCAGUCUAUUAGGAACACGUGACACGUUCCCUUGUGCGGUUAAGGAUGGUAGAUCAGACCCUUCACCGAAGGACAUCUCUUCCAGUAAUUGCUUGACUACUGCACGAGGAGAAGACAUGUGUGCAGAUAUUAGUAGAGCAGUUGGCAUUGGCACUUCCAGUAUUUCUCGCUACGACAACGAGCAGGGACGAAGAAAAAGCUUAAAGGACAGUUUAAAAAAUGCAUUGGCUGGUAACGCCAAAGGCCAGAGUCCCCAGGUCUCAAGAACGAAGCAACUCAAAGAAACUACUCUUAUGGAGGAAAUAAAUGUUGCCAAAAAGACAUUGGAAACAUCUUCUGAUCUUGACUUGGGUCCGUUUUAUGGUUUACCUAGCAGGGUCGGUGACCUUAUUCAUCAGUUUAGGGGAAUAAAAAAACUCUAUGACUGGCAGCACACAUGUUUGACGUUGGAAUCACUGAAGCAGAGGAAGAACUUAAUCUAUUCGCUGCCAACCAGUGGGGGGAAAACACUCGUUGCUGAAAUCGUCAUCUUUCAGGAGUUGCUGUGUAGGCAGAAAGAUGUAUUGAUGAUCCUGCCGUAUGUAGCGAUUGUACAGGAAAAGGUACGAGGGCUAUCCAGUUUUGGAGUGGAGUUGGAUUUCUUGAUAGAAGAAUAUGCUGGUAGCAAAGGUCGUUUCCCUCCCAUCAAAAGAAGAACAAAAAAGUCCCUGUACAUAGCGACCAUUGAGAAGGGCCAUAGCCUCGUCAACGCCUUGAUUGAAAAUGGAAGGAUCAGUGAGCUGGGUCUUGUUGUAGUUGAUGAGUUACACAUGCUUGGGGAUGGUUCUCGAGGAGCCAUUUUGGAAAUGACUCUAGCUAAGCUGCUCUACACCAGUGAAACUACACAAAUUAUUGGGAUGAGUGCUACCUUAAACAAUGUUGGUGACCUGCAACGGUUUCUUAAGGCGGAAUAUUAUACCAAUAACUUUAGACCUGUUGAAUUGAAGGAGUAUGUUAAAGUCCGUGACAGCAUUUAUGAAGUUGACAACAAAGAGGAGGAUAACUUCAAAUUUUCAAGGCUUCUUAACUAUAAGUAUUCCAGCAACAUGCUGAGGAUUGAUCCAGAUCAUAUAAUUGCUUUAGUGGCAGAGGUCAUUCCAAACAAUUCCUGUCUUGUCUUCUGUCCUACAAAGAAGAAUUGUGAAAAUGUAGCAGAGAUGAUUUGUAAAUACUUGAGCAAAGCACAUUUAAGUCACAGAGAAGCAGAAAAGAAGACCUUGAUAGAAUUCCUGAAGAGUGCUGGAAAUGGUUCCGUGUGCCCCGUGUUGGAACGCACAGUUCUCUUUGGCAUCGCUUACCACCACAGUGGGUUGACGAGUGACGAGAGGAAACUGGUGGAGGAAGCUUACUCAUCUGGUGUGCUUUGCCUUCUUGCGUGUACCUCAACGUUAGCAGCAGGAGUUAACCUGCCAGCUAGAAGGGUCAUUUUACGAGCACCAUAUGUUGCCAGAGACUUCCUUAAGAGAGCCCAGUACAAGCAAAUGAUUGGCAGGGCUGGCCGAGCUGGGAUUGACAGCGCAGGAGAGAGCAUCCUUAUCAUACAGGAAAAAGACAAGCUAAUGGUGCAAGACUUAGUAAGCAAACCACUGGAGAACUGCUACAGCAAUCUUAUGCACGAAAGCGGGAAGGGUUUCCAAAGCCUCCUCCUUUCCCUAAUAGGGCUUAAGAUAGCAAAGACAACAGAGGAAAUCUAUCACUUUGUUUGCUACACGUUGUUCAGUGUUCAGCAAUCACAUCUCUGCAAAGAAAAGAGUCUCUGGGACAUUACAAAAGAGUCACUAGAGAUCCUUGGGAACAAAGGCCUAAUAUGCAACAAAUUAUGCAGCGAAACCCAACAGCAGAUAUUUGAGGUAUCAAAAUUAGGUCAAGCCACAUAUAAAGGAUCCAUUGAUUUGGCUUAUUGUGAUGUUCUGUAUCAAGAUUUGAAAAAAGGGCUGGAAGGACUCGUUCUUGAGAGCUUCCUCCACCUUCUGUACCUGGUCACCCCUUAUGACAUGGUGUCGCAGUGCAGUCCAGACUGGAUGAUCUAUUUCAGACAGUUUAACCAGCUCAAACCAACAGAACAGAAAGUUGUCGCAACUGUGGGUGUACCUGAAAGUUUUCUUGCUCGCAAAGUUUCAUGUCAGACGGUAAAAAAUAGUGCAGAUAGCGUGGUCGUCAAUAGACUUUAUCUCUCCUUCAUACUUUACAACCUGUUGAAAGAUACUGAUAUAUGGAGCGUAUCUAGAAAAUUCAACAUCCCUCGUGGAUCUGUUCAGACCUUGCUCAGUUCUUCUGCUUCCUUCUCUUCCUGUGUGCUGCAUUUCUGUGAGGAGCUAGAUGAAUUCUGGGCAUAUAAAACCCUUCUUCUGGAAGUUACGAAGAGACUUAGUUACUGUGUAAAAGCAGAGCUCAUCCCACUUAUGGAAGUAGCGGGCGUUUUAGAGGCUCGAGCAAAACAGCUUUAUAAUGCUGGUUAUACCUCUCUAGCACACCUGGCCAAUGGUGACCCAGACACAAUGGUCAAGGCCAUUGAAAAUUUGUCUAGGCGUCAGGCAAGACAGAUAGUUUCCUCUGCAAAGAUCCUUCUACAUGAAAAAGCAGAAGCUCUUCAAGAAGAGGUGGAGGAACUUUUGCGACUUCCGCAAGACCUUCCAGCAGCUAUCAAGGAAACAGAAAACCCUAUGAUAAAUGAAUAAACACAGAUGUUCUAGGAUAUUUUUUAUCACACACAAAACCAUCUUAAAUAUAAUAAAUCAUACAAACUUUAUUUUUAUUAA
Messenger RNA from Spea bombifrons (plains spadefoot toad), 3633 nucleotides. It is a transcript of the gene HELQ, whose product is annotated as helicase, POLQ like. Gene Ontology annotation, molecular function: ATP binding; nucleic acid binding. The transcript is spliced from 18 exons. Bases 256 to 3552 code for a protein of 1098 amino acids. Lineage: Eukaryota; Metazoa; Chordata; Amphibia; Anura; Pelobatidae. The record is from RefSeq and is a predicted model, not a curated record.